Plectropomus leopardus (leopard coralgrouper) is the source of this 939-nucleotide messenger RNA. Its product is annotated as cathepsin Z. Lineage: Eukaryota; Metazoa; Chordata; Actinopteri; Perciformes; Serranidae. Gene Ontology annotation, biological process: proteolysis. Gene Ontology annotation, molecular function: cysteine-type peptidase activity. The record is from RefSeq and is a predicted model, not a curated record.
GACCCAACAUGGCGUUUUCAAUAACUGCACCGCUGCUGUUUUGUUUAGCAGCUGUUUCUUUGCAAAUUAGCUCCUCUCAGCUUCUAUCUGAGCCUUGUUACAAACCCAUCAGAGACGAGAGACCGGACUCUGUCAAGACAUAUGCACGCCCACAUGAGUAUGUGAAGGUGUCGGACCUUCCUCCAUCCUGGGACUGGAGGAACAUCAAUGGGAAGAAUUAUGUGAGCGUCACAAGGAACCAGCACAUCCCCCAAUACUGCGGGUCCUGCUGGGCCAUGGGAGCCACCAGUGCACUAGCUGAUCGUAUCAACAUCAAGCGUGGAGGAGUGUGGCCGUCGGCCUACCUGUCAGUCCAGAACGUGAUCGACUGUGGGAGGGCGGGCUCUUGUUACGGAGGAGAUCACCUGGGAGUCUACGCCUACGCACACCAGAAAGGCAUUCCUGAUGAGACCUGCAACAACUACCAGGCGAAAAACCAAAAGUGUGAGCAGUUUAAUCAGUGCGGCACCUGCUCCUUCUUUGAGUCGUGUGCUGUCGUGAAGAACUACACUAUGUGGAAAGUGGGCGACUAUGGAGAAGUUUCUGGAAGAGACAAGAUAAAAGCUGAAAUUUACACCAACGGGCCCAUCAGUUGUGCCCUGAUGGCCACCGCCACCCUGGAGAAAUACUCUGGAGGGAUCUUCGCAGAGUUUCACCCCCUGUCUUUGCCGAAUCAUAUCGUCUCUGUAGCCGGGUGGAGUGUGGCCGAGGACGGGACAGAGUACUGGAUUGUCAGAAACUCGUGGGGAGAGUUUUGGGGAGAACACGGCUGGGCAAGAAUAGUCACAAGCGCUUAUAAAGGAGGAAAAGGCAACUGGUUCAACCUGGGUAUUGAGAAAAAUUGUGCAUAUGGAGACCCUAUUGUAACAUAAAUGCCAAUUAAACAAUUUUUGUCAUGGU